Meloidogyne enterolobii is the source of this 768-nucleotide messenger RNA. Lineage: Eukaryota; Metazoa; Nematoda; Chromadorea; Rhabditida; Meloidogynidae. The record is from the annotation of a GenBank genome assembly.
AUGUCAGUCCGUCCCAGGGAAGGCGAUCUGAAUGUCCGCGCAGGCUUCAUCUUCGAGUCGGAGAGGUACAACUACAAGCUGGAGGAGCUGAUUGGCGAUGGUGGUUAUGGACAAGUGUAUGAGGCCGACGCCAUCUCAAAGGGAAAAAAGCAGGACACAAAGCGACUCGCGGUCAAGCUGGAGCGACGUUCAGGAGCAACAGACAUCGAGGCUCGCGUGCUUGAAACAGCAAAGGAUAAGAACUGCCGCCACAUUCCGAAGAUUUUUGACAAUGGGGUCAUUCAAAGUCGAGGCUGCUCAUUCAUUGCGAUGGAGCUUAAGGGACGCGACCUGUACAGACUGCGGAAGGACCGGAACAAUGGCAGUUUCACACUCGGGACAGCUGUGCGUGUUGCUCUUGCCACUCUUGAGGCCAUCAGGGAACUCCAUGAAGUAUGCGGCUUCAUUUCAAGGGAUAUCAAGGCGGGGAAUUUUGUCACAGGACAAACGACAAGCGACGAUAUACGCAACAUCUAUCUGAUUGACUUCGGCCUGUGUCGGCGGUACAAGGACGCGAAUAACAACAUCAUCGCCGCCAGACAGGAUGUUGGAUGGAGAGGGACGACUCGAUAUGGCUCGCGUAGUGCUCAUCAACACCAGGACUUGGCGCGGAGGGAUGACGUCGAGAGCUGGUUCUACAUGAUCGUUGAGAUGACAAAGGGAUCACUCCCAUGGUCAGCGGAGAGAGGUGAGAAAAUAUUCGUUAAUAAUUUGCACGCGAAAUCCUAA